AUGAUUUCUCUGAUGAUAUUCGUCUUGCUCAUGUCAAAACAGUUCGGAACAGUUCAAGCAGAUUGUUCAUCAAACGAAAAAAUGUUCAGUUUAUGGUUAUUUUUGGACUGUUCACAGCCGUUCGAGAUUGGUUCAGUCAAUAUCAUCGAAAAAGACUUUUGGUUUUACGACCGUGUGUUGUAUACGCAUUGGCCCAAACCCUUAAAUGUGCUUUCUGGAUAUUCGGUACAAAGAAUUACCUUAACCAUGGCUGGGGACGAAAUCAUUUCAAGAAACUUUGAAUUCGAGAUUAGGAUAAAUUCAACAUGCAAUCAUUUCCGAACUUUCGACGAUGGUUUCGUCUCUUUUCAAGCAGCCCCAUGUAAUAUGAUUGCAUUAGGGCCCCACGUACUCCUUCACUAUCAAAGUUUGGAUAAGUCUUCUUCUGGGUUUGCCACGGAAGAAGCAUAUUGA
This is a messenger RNA of Auanema sp. JU1783, 453 nucleotides long. NCBI's taxonomy places the organism in Eukaryota, Metazoa, Nematoda, Chromadorea, Rhabditida, Rhabditidae. The record is from the annotation of a GenBank genome assembly.